AUGAGGAAAGAGUUAAAGUUCAUCUUGUGGGGCCAUGCUGCCUUAAUAGCAUUUUUGGUUUAUUGCAGCUAUGAUUUGAUUAGUUUGCUUUUUGAUGAUUCUUUUCAAGAUGAUCUACUAGAUGUUGAGCUCAAUCCCGCUGAUGGAAGAAUUGAUAAACCGAACGUCAUACCCAAAAUUAUACAUCAAACAUACAAGGACGAGCAUAUUCCGAAGCUAUGGCAGCCCGGGCAAGAAGCUUGUGUGGAGCUACAUCCUGAUUACCAAUACAUAUUAUGGACUGACAAUUCUGCUAGAGAGUUCAUCGCAGAGGAGUACCCUUGGUUUCUCGAGACCUGGGAUUCUUAUCCAUAUCCUAUUCAACGUGCAGAUGCUAUUCGCUACUUCGCUUUAGCGCAUUAUGGCGGCAUCUACAUCGAUUUGGACGAUGGUUGCGUCCGCCGUUUAGACCCUUUGUUGACGGUUCCAGCAUUUGUGAGACAGACUGUACCAACAGGCAUCUCAAAUGAUGUGAUGGGCGCAGUACCAAAGCACCCUUUUUUCAUCAAGGUGCUAGACAAUCUCAAGAAGUAUAAGAGAAACUGGCUUGUUCCUUAUAUCACGAUAAUGUUUUCCACUGGCCCUUUAUUUCUCUCUGUCAUGCUACAGCAGUACAAACGUUAUGGUGUUCCGGAGGCCGCCAAGGUUAGAAUUUUGCUUCCGCGAGACUAUAAGACCCACGAAUUUUCCUUCUUUGCGAUAUCACCUGGAUCUCUGUGGCAUCUUGAUGAUGCUAAAUUUGUGAAGUCGUUAGCUAAUCACAUCGGGUUGGCUGUAUUUGGAGGGUUUAUCAUCGCAAGUCUCUUCUUGUUACUAGAAUGGUAUUUCUACCAAUGGUGUGUUCACACAAAUUUUACCAAAAGUCUUGAACGAUUGCAAGCUAAAGUAAGAUGGAGAAGAAUUGUUAAAAGAAGAUCAAGGAAGGACUCAAACCUCCCUGCGCAAGUUAAUAUAAGCAAGGAGCAAAAUAUAGUUUAA
Messenger RNA from Candidozyma auris, 1017 nucleotides. RefSeq names its product mannosylinositol phosphorylceramide synthase catalytic subunit SUR1 (gene MIT1). The transcript has a single exon. The record is from RefSeq and is a predicted model, not a curated record. Gene Ontology annotation, molecular function: mannosyltransferase activity. Bases 1 to 1017 code for a protein of 338 amino acids. Lineage: Eukaryota; Fungi; Ascomycota; Pichiomycetes; Serinales; Metschnikowiaceae. Gene Ontology annotation, biological process: mannosyl-inositol phosphorylceramide biosynthetic process.